Molecule: messenger RNA, 336 nt
Organism: Gongylonema pulchrum
Lineage: Eukaryota; Metazoa; Nematoda; Chromadorea; Rhabditida; Gongylonematidae
Source: the annotation of a GenBank genome assembly
GGUAAAACAGGUUUUGGUAUGCCACGCAAUACAGCUCUCAAUGUACAGUUUGCUGAUAAUGGCAAAAAAUGGACAAUUGAACAGCUACGAGCUACCGACUCAAUUAUUAGAUUGCAGUCCGGUACAAACAAGUGUGAUUCUCAGAAAGGAAUGACGGGUUUUGGAACGCCUCGUGAUGUUCGAGGCAAGCACUUGAAACGCUUAUGGGAGCUGGAAUUCCCGGAAGAAGCACUGGACGAAUCACGGAAUGGAACAUCUCCGGAUGCUGCGCCACCAGCUGAAGAGCAAGAGCCCCGGAAGGUGCCACCAGUUGCACCACCAAAACCAUCCCAGUAG